AUUUCCUUUUGAUCCAAUGAAGGAAAUGAUUACUGAAUAAUAAUAUUUGUCAAAAAAAUGAGUGAGAGAUCAGUAAAAUGUCAUAACUCGUUCAUACAUGGAGAUGAUUUUUCGUUUGGUCGGUGCAAUCCUUAAACCUGAAAUGUUCAACUUGUCUAUUCAAACUCGUCUGCAAGUUAUGUGUGCAGUGAUCGAUUAUCGCAACGUUCGCGUUAUACCCGCAUAGAAAACUUACGCAUCGAUUGUAGUACAUACUGUAAUAGUCGACCUUGCCGCGUGCGAGAUGUUGUGAUUUGUUUGCGUGAAAGACGUUUGUUUCAGCUCUCGAGUCUCGAUCAGUUUUUCAUGUAAAAAUGCACGGCAAAAGUGCUCGAUUCGUAACGUACUAACGUGUAACGCGCGUGCGAAACAAACGACGUCCUGCCGUAUAGGUAAUAGUGUUUACGUUCUGUUAGUCGCUUGUUUUCUCAGCUCGCGCUGUACUGCUCGCAUUGCCCGUGCAAUCAAGUUUGCUGGCUUUCAUACUCGAGUCGAGUCGAAAUCGUAACCAUUGUAGUGUUGGUUUUCGUCUGUGUGUAAUAUGAAUAUCGACGAUUUUGUAAAAAGUCACCCACAUUUUUUCAAUGAAAAAGAUUCCAAAAAUACAAAGCGACUAAUACAACUGGUACGACAAUGUCCUUACCAAUUUAAAGGCUCGGAGAAGGAACAGAAAAGAAUCAUAGAUUUGCGCAAUAAUAUGGAAAAUUGGCAAAGCCUCUUGUUAGAUUACCACAAUAAUAAGAACUGGGAAUUCCCAAUGGUAUUAAGAAGGCUUCUUAUUUCCAAAAACGUACUAAGAAAGUGGGACCUCAUGGCCGUUAACAAAAAUCUAACUGAGGAAGAAAUGAGAAUCGCACUCGAAGAAGAUGAGAGGCUACGUCAACUACCAACUGAUUAUCGCAAGCCUAGUGUGAAAAUGCUCGAAGAAAUUGUCGAUGUUUUCAUACGAUUACAAGAUCUUUGGGUCGGAGUUAGCAUAAAAUUUACUUUAGCAGUUGCAAAUCGAUACAUCAGCAUUGUAGCAAGACGAUCAAGAUGUCAAGGAGUUGUCGACAUAAAUUAAAUGAAAUGUCUUAAUGACUCGCGAUAAUUAUGAGACGAUGAUUAUAAAAUAAAUAAAGUGAUUCCUAUAGUAAA
Messenger RNA from Trichogramma pretiosum, 1176 nucleotides. RefSeq lists its product as uncharacterized. Bases 581 to 1102 code for a protein of 173 amino acids. The transcript has 3 exons. The record is from RefSeq and is a predicted model, not a curated record. Lineage: Eukaryota; Metazoa; Arthropoda; Insecta; Hymenoptera; Trichogrammatidae.